UGAGUAAACUUAAGCUACGUAAACUAGAAACAUUUCAUUCGUUAAAAAAUCUUUAACCUGUCACGUUAUUUAAUUCGAGUUUCAAAAAUUUUUUAUUUUUAUCCUCGAAUAAAUCUAAAUCAAAAUGGGUAAGACGAUAUUGAUCAGUUCAUUAUUCCUAUCGAUUAUCAUCGCAAUGGUGUCGUCAUUGGACAUAGCUGAGUUAAGAGAAUUACACAGCCCUAGACACCCGCCUAUGAAAAGGUCGAUAAAUGUUCAGGCUGAUGGAAGACAACCUGAAUUUGAAAUUUAUUUGUUAAAACGACCGUCCCGUGGAAAUUUGGCAUUAGGAGGUGAAAAAAAUCCGCUUGUUCAAACGGAUAACGUCGACUGCCAAUGCAAAUGUGGAAAAAAGAGAAAUGAUGGACUAUUCAAUGAUGAAAUCUUCAGAUAUAGCGAUCAUCCUGAUACGCCUCGUGGAAACAUCAUUACUGUACCGCCAAAUUGUGCACCGAAUGAAACAUAUGUCGGUGGACGUUGUAGAGUCGUAUCUUAAGAGAAACUGAAAGGAGAUUCUGACAGAGCAAACGUUGUGGAGUAUGAUCCAUGUUCGUUGUAACUUUAUUAUUAUAUGACAAUUCUGAAUGUAUCAUGGUU
Vespa mandarinia (Asian giant hornet) is the source of this 636-nucleotide messenger RNA. RefSeq lists its product as uncharacterized. The record is from RefSeq and is a predicted model, not a curated record. NCBI's taxonomy places the organism in Eukaryota, Metazoa, Arthropoda, Insecta, Hymenoptera, Vespidae.